CGAAUCAGUUGAGACUAGAUCGACUUAAACAUAAUGAGUAGGGGUGUCUUCUCAAAAUAAACCCAGCAACCUGCAUAAACCAGCAACCUGCAUAAACCAUUUCACCCGAACACGUGCUAUUACAAUGGCCGUUUGCAGACAUCUCUACCUAUCUAUAUUCCGUCCAUUGCCGUUGACUGGAUGAGCUCCCCAUGUCUUUGUUAGAUAUUGCUUAUGCAGGGUUUGUUUUCCAGAACGAUCUUUGUGCAGUUAAUUGUCAAAUUGUUUCCUGCAGUAAAUACUAUUCGUGGAAUGGUAUUCGGCUUUCAUCUUUGCGGAAUUCAUCAUUCUGUUUACUUGGGAAAACUCAUGGAUUUGGGGGACUUAAGUUAUACCGGGGUGAGUUGAAGAUAAGAGCAGUGGCCACUCUUGAAAAAGAAUCAACCAAAGCUAACCAGAUAAAACAGGACGGUGCUGGUUAUAAACGUAGCAUUGUAACAAGUAUUGAUUCGGGAAGUUUGAGUUGUAGUGUUAAUGAGUCUACUGAAUUAGACAAAAGGGAGAAAUUAAGACGGGGUAGGAUUUCUAAAGCUAACAAAGGGAAAACGCCUUGGAAUAAAGGCAGGAAGCACAGUCCAGAAACCCUGCAGAAGAUUAGAGAGAGAACAUGGAUUGCAAUGCAGGAUCCUAAGGUAAAGAUGAAGCUGAGCAACUUGGGGCAUGUUCAAAGUAAGCAAACAAGGUUAAAAAUUGGAAUCAGUGUGCAACUUGGGUGGAAAAGGCGCCAAAAGAUGCUGAAACUGCAGGAAACCUGCUGCUAUGAGUGGCAAAAUUUAAUUGCGGAAACUUCUAGAAAGGGCCUUCUUGGUGAGGAAGAGUUGGAGUGGGACUCCUACCACAUUUUGGACCAACAACUUGAAGAGGAUUGGUCACAGGGUCUUCUGCAGAGGAAAAAAACACUUAAGUCAGAAGGUAACAAUAGGGCUCCUAAAUCUACUGAGCAAAGGAGGAAGAUUUCUGAGGCCAUUUCUGCCAAAUGGGCUGAUCCAGAUUACAGAAAACGAGUCUGCUCUGGUCUGGCCAAGCAUCAUGGCGAGCAAGAAGGGGUUGAAAGAAAGCCGAGGAAAAGGCCUAGUGGUGAUGGACAGACCAGAAUAAGAAAAAGCUCAUCCAUGAAGAAAAUUAAUAUAGAUGGGUCAACUAUUUGCAUUACAGAACAACGAAUUAAAAGGGAUACAUUGAAAAGAAGCUAUACACCAAAAAGCAAGGAUUCUUUAACAAGAUCCAGGCUAGAAUUGUUGAUCAAUAUCAGGUCACGAAGAGCAGUGGCCAACAACAAGAAAUUUGAGGCUGUCAAAAGAGCAAAGUUAUUAAUUGCAGAGGCUGAGAAGGCGGCGGAAGCUCUUGAGAUUGCAGCCACGAAAAGUCUGGUUGCUCGAGCAUCGCUUGUUGAAACCAGGAAACUUAUUGCAGAAGCUGUCCAAUCCAUUAACUUCAUAGAUGACACGGAAGAGAUGUUUCCUGAUGCAUAUGAGGGGGCACAUGUUGAUGAUUCUGUAAAUGCAGAAGAGAUUGAAGGUUUGGAUUCUGAGAUUGAAGAUCGAAAAAUGAAUGAAGUCCAACUGGCUAAUAAUGAAAUUCUUAGCUUAAAGUUUACUGACAACUCCUCCCAUGGUUUAAAAUUGAACGGGAACAAAACAGCAAUCUUGUCAAGCUCAAGAGACUAUGAUUUAUUACUAGACUGCAAGGAAAAACUGUACCAGACGGUUUCCGGUGACACUGUCUGUGACACUCAUGAUGACGAGGCAAAUAAGAUGGAAGACGAAGAAGAACGUUCAAAUAAAAUGACAUUGCAUCACUAUACAUUGCCGAUAAAUGGAAUGAGGGCAAAUGCCCCAAUUAGAACCAAGCAAUGGGUACGUGGGAGGUUAGUUGAGGUAAGCACAUGAAGGUUAAAGUAUUCAUCACUUAAGAGUACAUAUUUAUUUGGCACAAACGUUUGUGACAUUGUUGUGAUCGAGUUCUUUGUAAUCUUAGACAAAAUAAAUUUAGUUUUAGUUCUUCUUGUAAGUUGGGUAGAUCUCACAAAAUUCCUUUUAAAAAUGCUAUUCAUGACAUUACAUCUUUUGCAACUUAUUCAUUCUUAUGUUUGCC
Molecule: messenger RNA, 2133 nt
Organism: Cuscuta europaea
Lineage: Eukaryota; Viridiplantae; Streptophyta; Magnoliopsida; Solanales; Convolvulaceae
Source: the annotation of a GenBank genome assembly